Messenger RNA from Thamnophis elegans (Western terrestrial garter snake), 3200 nucleotides. Its product is annotated as zinc finger protein 271-like. The transcript is spliced from 4 exons. Lineage: Eukaryota; Metazoa; Chordata; Lepidosauria; Squamata; Natricidae. The record is from RefSeq and is a predicted model, not a curated record. The coding region runs from base 1 to 3027 and encodes 1008 amino acids.
AUGCAGGAGGAGGAGCUCCACCAGUGCUGCCAAUGUGGCAAAACAUUUAGCAUGAAAACCAAUCUGGUGAAACACGAGGGGACUCACACUGGGGAGAAUCUUUUUGAAUGUUCUGAUUGUGUGAAAAGUUUCACUUGGAAUUCUGACCUGCUACUACAGCAGAGAACUCACAUGCAAGGAAAACUGUAUGAGUGUCUAUUUUGUGGGAAAGAUUUUUCUUGGAAACCUGACCUGGUGAAACACCAGAACAUUCACAUCGGAGAGAAACCAUAUGAGUGUUCACAUUGUGGAAAAGGUUUCAAGUCUAAUUUUCAUCUGGUGAUACACCAAAGAAUUCACACAGGUGAAAAACCAUAUAAAUGUCAUUGUGGGAAAGUUUUCAGUUGCAAUUCUGGCCUGGGGAAACACCAGAGGACUCACACUGAAGAGAAACUAUAUAAAUGUCAUUGUGGGAAAAGUUUCAGUCAGAAUUCCUACCUGGUAAAACACCAGAGGACCCACAUGGGUGAGAAACCAUAUAAAUGUCAUGAUUGUGGGAAGAGUUUCAGCCAGAAUUCCUACAUGAUGAAACACCAGAGGAUUCACACAGGAGAGAAACUGUAUGAGUGUUCAGAUUGUGGGAAAGAUUUUAUUUGUAAUUCCAGCCUGGUGAAACAUCAGAUGAUUCACACAGGAGAGAAACCAUAUAAAUGUCAUUGUGGGAAAAGUUUCACUCAGAAUUCUGACCUGGUAAAACACCAGCGGACCCACACAGGUGAGAAACCAUAUAAAUGUUUUGAUUGUGGGAAAACUUUCAGUCAGAAUUCCUACCUGGUGAAACACCAGAGGAUUCACACACGAGAGAAAGUAUAUGAGUGUUCAGAUUGUGGGAAAGGUUUCAAUUGUAAUUCUGAUCUGGUUAAACAUCAGAGGACUCACAAACGAGAGAAACUGUAUGAGUGUCCAGAUUGUGGGAAAGAUUUCUCUUGGAAAUCUGACCUGGUGAAACACCAGAGGACUCACACGGGAGAGAAACCGUAUGAGUGUUCAGAUUGUGGAAAAGGUUUCAAGUCUAAUUCUGAUCUGGUGAUACACCAAAGAAUUCACACAGGUGAAAAACCAUAUAAAUGUCAUUGUGGGAAAGGUUUCAGUUGCAGUUCCGGCCUGGGAAAACAUCAGAGGAGUCAUACAGGAGAGAAACCGUAUGUGUGUCCAGAUUGUGGGAAAGAUUUCUCUUGGAAAUCUGACCUGGUGAAACAUCAGCGGAUUCACACGGGGGAGAAACCGUAUGAGUGUCUUGAAUGUGGGAAAAGUUUUACCUUGAACUCCAGUUUGGUGAUACACUGCAGGACUCACACAGGAGAGAAACCAUUUGAAUGUCCGGAUUGUGGGAAAGAUUUCCGUUAUAGGACUAGCCUUAUAAAUCAUGUAAGGUUACACAUAGCGGACAUGAAGGAUAUGAGAGAUGAGAUGGAAGGGACUUUGUAUGUCACCAAUUUAACCCACUACUUAAGCUGUAGACCCUAUUCCAGUGGUGCCAAACUGGAUUUUUUCGAGGGCUGGAUCAGCAUUGUAGCUCUCGAUGGGGCGGGGAGCGGGGGAGAGCCGAUGCAGGAGGAGCAGCUCUACCAGUGUGCCCAAUGUGGCAAAACGUUUAACAGGCGCACCAGUCUGGUGACACACAAGAGGACUCACAUUGCACAGAAACGCUUUGAAUGUCUUGAUUGUAUGAAAAGCUUCACUCGGAAUUCUGAUCUGGUGAGACACCAGAGAACUCACACGGGAGAGAAACCGUAUGUGUGUUUGUAUUGUGGGAAAAGUUUCAGUCAGAAUUCUAACCUGGUAAUACACCAGAGAACUCACACAGGAGAGAAACCAUUUGAGUGUCUGUAUUGUGGGAAAAGUUUCAGUCAGAAUUCCUCCCUUGUGAUGCACCAGAGUAUUCACACGGGAGAGAAACCGUAUCAGCCUUCAGAUUGUGGAAAUGGUUUCAAUUUCAAUUCUGAUCCGGUGAUCCACCAAAGGAUUCCCACAGAUGAAAAACCAUAUGAGUGUCUGCAGUGCGGAAAAAGUUUCAUUCAAAAUUCCAACCUUGUGCGACAUCAGAGGACUCACACAGGAGAGAAACCAUUUAUGUGUCAAGAUUGUGGGAAAGGUUUCAGUUGUAAUUCUUUUCUCGUCAAACAUCAGAGGACUCACACAGGAGAGAGACCAUAUAAGUGUCCUGAUUGUGGGAAAGAUUUCUCUCGGAAAUCUAGCCUGGUAAAACACCAAAGAUCUCAUACAGGAGAGAAACCAUAUGAGUGUCUGUUUUGUGGGAAAUGUUUCAGUUGGAAUUCUCUCCUGGUAGAACAUCAGAGGACUCACACAGGAGAGAAACCAUUUGAAUGUCCUGAUUGUGGUAAAGAUUUCUCUCGGAAAUCUGAGCUGGUGAAACAUCAGAGGACACACACGGAAGAGAAACCGUAUGAGUGUUCAGAAUGUGGAAAAGGUUUCAGAUGUAAUUCUGAUCUGGUGAUACACCAAAGGAUUCACACAGGUGAAAAACCAUAUACAUGUGUGCAGUGUGGGAAAAGUUUCAUUCAAAAUGCCCUCCUUGUACGACAUCAGAGGACUCACACAGGUGAGAAACCAUAUAAGUGCCCAGACUGUGGGAAAUGUUUCAGUCAGAAUUCUGACAUGGUGAUACACCAUAGGACUCACACGCAAGAGAAACCAUAUGAGUGUCCAGCUUGUGGGAAAGGUUUCAGUUGCAGUUCCAGCCUGGUGAAACAUCAGAGAACUCACACAGGAGAGAAACCAUAUAAAUGUCAUUGUGGGAAAAGUUUCAGUCAGAAUUCCAACCUGGUGAUGCACCAGAAAACUCAUACAGGAGAAAAAACGUAUCUGUGUCCAAAUUGUGGGAAAAUGUUCAAUCGGAACUCCGACUUGGUGAAACACUGGAGGACUCACACAGGGGAGAAACCAUAUGAGUGUCCAGAUUGCGGGAAAGAUUUCAGUACUAGCUCUAGCCUUAUAAACCAUGUAAGGUUACACAUAGGGGAGUAACCGUUCAAAUGGUCAGAUUGCUGACAGUGUUUCACACAAUUUUCCUCCCUCGUCAUACAAAAGAAAUUCCAAGAGAGGCAAAAUUUGAUGUGUGUACAGGAAUCUUUAAUUUGGCUUUUUUUUUUACUUUCAUUGAUAACCCAGCUGAAUAAUUAAACAUUUAAUUACUUGCA